This is a messenger RNA of Sphenostylis stenocarpa, 249 nucleotides long. NCBI's taxonomy places the organism in Eukaryota, Viridiplantae, Streptophyta, Magnoliopsida, Fabales, Fabaceae. The record is from the annotation of a GenBank genome assembly.
AUGAGCAUGGAGAUGGUGAAUAUUGUAGCAGACAAGGCCUCCCAGUGGUGGAAUGGUGUCAGUCUGGAAGGAGUUAGAGAAGGAGAACCAAGAGUUCUUCGAGACAUACACGAGAAGCAGAGCACAGAGAGUCUCGAACGGAGAUGCAAGGCAAAGGAUCCUGAACAUGGUCUCAGGUUCUUCCAAGGAACAAGUUUAGGUUUGAGACGCGGUCGAGAUGUAGAAGUUGAAAUCACCACUCUACAGUGA